CCAAGAAGAUCUUUGAAGAUUCCGCGCCUGAGAGAGGAGGAGCGAGAAGAAUAUUCCCUCAGUGAUGAAACUGGAGAUGGGAAAGCAAACGGUAACCGUCCCCGAGGAGGCCGAGACGGAGGAGGUGAUGGUGACGGCAGCGGAGCCCCGGGCGCCCUCCUACUCGUCGUCCUGCAAAGUCGACGGCGAGGCAGCGGCGGCCGCCGCGGCCGAAGUGGCGAUGGCGAGGGAAGGAGGGGAGGAGCUGGUCGUUCCGCCGCUGAAUUUCGCGAUGGUGGACCACGGGGUCUUCCGCUCGGGGUUUCCCGACACCGCCAAUUUCAGCUUCUUGGAGACCCUCGAACUCCGCUCCAUUCUAUGUCUUUGCCCGGAGCCCUACCCGGAGGCCAACACGGAGUUUCUCCGGUCGCAUGGGAUCAUGCUCUUCCAGUUUGGAAUCGACGGGCGUAAGGAACCUUUUGUCAACAUUCCAGAAGAUACAAUUCGUGAGGCUCUCAAAGUUGUCCUUGAUAUCCGAAAUCACCCAUUGCUUAUUCAUUGCAAACGAGGAAAGCAUCGAACUGGUUGUGUGGUAGGAUGCUUGAGAAAACUGCAGCGAUGGUGCCUCUCUUCAAUAUUUGAUGAGUACCAGCGGUUCGCUGCUGCCAAAACCAGGGUUUCUGAUCAGAGAUUUAUGGAGUUAUUUGACAUCUCAAGCUUAAAACAUCUGUCACCUUCAUUUUCAUGUUCGAAGAGCUCAUAGGGAGGCCAACUUUUCUUCAUCUAAAGAUAUUUUUAGUUCGCUCUCUAGUAUGAUAAAGGAUUAUCGUAUUCCAUUGGCAUUAGUAAUCAGCUAGAAAAGAAUCUUUUUCUUUGCAA
Messenger RNA from Elaeis guineensis (African oil palm), 858 nucleotides. Its product is annotated as inositol diphosphatase DSP4. NCBI's taxonomy places the organism in Eukaryota, Viridiplantae, Streptophyta, Magnoliopsida, Arecales, Arecaceae. Gene Ontology annotation, molecular function: phosphatase activity. Gene Ontology annotation, biological process: protein dephosphorylation. The record is from RefSeq and is a predicted model, not a curated record. Gene Ontology annotation, cellular component: cytoplasm.